This is a messenger RNA of Helianthus annuus (common sunflower), 2030 nucleotides long. Its product is annotated as methyl-CpG-binding domain protein 4-like protein. Bases 1 to 1821 code for a protein of 606 amino acids. The record is from RefSeq and is a predicted model, not a curated record. Gene Ontology annotation, molecular function: DNA binding; catalytic activity. The transcript has 5 exons. Gene Ontology annotation, cellular component: nucleus. NCBI's taxonomy places the organism in Eukaryota, Viridiplantae, Streptophyta, Magnoliopsida, Asterales, Asteraceae. Gene Ontology annotation, biological process: DNA repair.
AUGAAAGAGAGAGAGAGAGAGGCGGUGGCGUCGUUGGCCGAAGACAGAGAUGGAGACGAUGAAUAUAUUAAAUUUGUGAGGAAAAUCCUGGAGUUAAAGGAAAAAAAGGAGGGAGGUAUUUUUGGAACAGGGAGAGGAAAAGACGGGGAUUUGCAAUCGGAGAAGCAGAAGAAGGAAGCAAUUGUUUGUUUGUUGGUUUGGGAGAUGAAGAAGAAGAAGGAGAGAUUAACAACGAUCGUCAUCGCUCUUCCUGCCACCGCUCAUACUCAUACCAGCGCACCUUCACUCGUUCUUCAGGGUUGUCAAAGUAAGAAGAAAAAUGAUGUUACAACAACAAAUAACACCACCAAAAGGGUAAAGCUGCCUUUACCACCCUCCAAUUCCAAUUCCAAUUCCAAUUCCAAUUCCAAUACAAAGAAGACGAAGAAGAAGAAGAAGAUUAAGGAGGUUUUAGAUGCAACUGAUAAUCCCUUUUCCCAAUUUGUCUACAAAGGUUGCCUUUCAAACUCCUCCUAUCAUUCUAAGACUUUCACAGAAAAACAAGGCCCUCAUGAUGCACUUAAAGUAAACAAAGCUUGUGUUGCCAGUACUACUCAAAACAAAGAAGAAGAAGAAGAAGAAGCGGUUGUUGUUUGCAAGAAACAUAAGCUUAGUGCACAACAAGAGGCCUGCUUAGUGACAGGCUCCUCCGCUGAUCAGGAAAACGCAAACACUGUUGACCAAGCCGUUGCUGCUGCUAGUACUAGUAGUAGUAAGAAAAAGAAGCUGCUUAGUGCACGGCCAGUGACAUGUUCCGUUGAUCAGGAGGAGAUAUCAGGAAAAGAAAUUUCUGCUGCUGAAGAAGAAGAAGCAGCAGCAGAAGCAGUUGUUGUUUGCAAGAAAAAGAAGAAACGUAAGCGUAGCGGACAACAAAAGGUCUGCUUUUCAAACCCAGUGAGUCAUCAGGGGAUAUCAGAAAAAGGAAACUCGGUUGCUAGUACUAGUGGUUCACACGCUACUGACAAGGUAAAGGCUAAAGAAGAAGAAGAAGAAGAGGUUGUUGUUUGUAAGAAAAAGAAGAAAGAUAAGCAGCAGCAGCAUACUAGUGCAAGACAAAGGGUCUGUGCUUUGACAGACUCUGGUGAUCCGGAGGAGAUAUCACAACCUGUUGUUGGCGUCAAAGUGUCACCCACUGAAAAACCCAUUGCUUGCCAGAAAAACAAUUCACACUCCACUGUGAAGUUCGUGUCACCCUACUUUCCAAGGAAGAAGGCUAACAAAGAAGAAGAAGAGGUGGUAGUUGUUGUUUGCAAGAAAAAGAAGAAAGACAGCCUUACUGCAAGACAAAAGCGAGACGACGCCUACAAAAAGAAGACUCCAGAUAACACCUGGAAGCCUCCGCGAUCCCAUCAUAAUCUUAUCCAGGAGGAUCAUAUCCAUGAUCCUUGGAGGAUUGUCGUUAUAUGCAUCCUCCUAAAUAUGACACAGGGUGUGCAGGUGAGAGGGGUGAUAUCGGAGUUCUUUAGCCUAUGCCCCGAUGCAAAGACUGCUACAGAGGUUCCAGCAGAGACGAUUGAAAAGCUUAUAACGCCACUUGGACUGCAGAAAGUAAAGACGGAAAGGAUCCAAAGAUUUUCUGAAGGAUACUUAUGGGAUGACUGGACACACAUCACUCAACUCCAUGGCGUUGGGAAGUACGCUGCAGAUGCCUAUGCAAUAUUUGUUACGGGGCAAUGGAGGCGUGUCAUACCCGCAGAUCAUAUGCUAAAUAGGUACUGGGAAUUUCUUCAUCAGAAUGCACAUUUAUUGGACAAGUUAACGUCACAUACAGACACGUUAUAAUAUUUACGAUGACAAAGUCUUGUUUUGGAUGUAAUCGGAGACAAGUAUGGUGUAAUUUUUUUGAUUAUAAUAGGGGGUGUUUAUUUUGUUAAUGACCCAGAUAGUAGUCAGGUUAGAGCUGGUGUAUAUUUUUGGGCUAAGGUAUGAUGUUUUGAUAUUCUAAUAUCUGUCUGAAAAGUUAACCUAUAAUCUUAAAUGCGGUUUUUUUU